Molecule: messenger RNA, 1440 nt
Organism: Micropterus dolomieu (smallmouth bass)
Lineage: Eukaryota; Metazoa; Chordata; Actinopteri; Centrarchiformes; Centrarchidae
Product: rhamnose-binding lectin-like
Exons: 15
Coding region: 97-1425 (442 amino acids)
Molecular function (GO): carbohydrate binding
Source: RefSeq, a predicted model, not a curated record
AGAGAGGCAGUUCUUACCACAACAGAAUAAAAAUCAGAGGUCUGUUUCAACCACCAUCACUUUAACUCUACACCUCAAACCGGAUCUUCUGAAGCCAUGUCCUGUUGCAGCCUCGGGACCACACUGUUGCUGGUAGCAACGUCUUUGCUCAUAAAUGCAGACUUUUCUAGAGGUCAACUGCACUACUCUGAGACCACCACCACCACUGGCAUAGAGAGCGUGAUCACCUGUGAUGAGCUCAACAACGUGCAACGCCUGAGCUGUGAUAACGGAGUGAUCAGUGUGCAGGAAGCUCUCUAUGGACGUGCAGACAGUGAGAUCUGCAGUGAGGGGAAACCUCCAGAACAGCUUACCGAUACAAAGUGCUCUCAGCAGGGAACUCUAGAGGUCGUCCAGAAAAGAUGUGAUGGCAAAAGGGUGUGUGAAAUAAACACAAAUGUUGUCCGUACUUCUGAUCCUUGUGAUGGCAUCUACAAAUAUCUGGAGACCAAGUACACCUGCCUCCCAGCAAUCUACAGCGUAGUGUGUGAGCACUCUUCGGCAAACCUGCACUGUUAUGGACAGCAGAUUAUAUUAGUCUAUGGUGCUGAUUAUGGACGGCGUGACCCCACCACAUGCUCUUACCAACGACCUGCCUCUCAGGUCCAAAAUGUCGACUGCUCAAACCCCACAAGCAAAGUUGCUGAAAGCUGUAACGGGAAAAGCAGCUGUACUAUCAGAGCGAGCAACUCAGUGUUUGGAGACCCCUGUGUUGGCACUUAUAAGUACCUGGAGGUGGCUUACACAUGUCAAUACUUUUCAAGAGCCCAACAGUCUACUCCCUCGUCCACAGAGAGAGUGAUCACCUGCGAUGACGCCUUCAACGUCCAACGCCUGAGCUGUGAGAAUGGAGCGAUCAGUGUGCAGACAUCUCUGUAUGGACGUGCAGACAGUACAACCUGCAGUGAGGGCCGACCUCUACAACAGCUUGCCAAUACACGGUGCUCUCUGCGGGGCACUGUGGACGUCAUCAGGAGAAGAUGUGAUGGAAAGAGGGUGUGUGAAUUAAACACAAACACCUUCCGUAUUUCUGAUCCCUGCGUCGGUAUCUACAAAUACCUGGAGACCACCUACACCUGCUUACCAGCAAUCUACAGCGUAGCAUGUGAAGAGUCUUUUGCAAACCUGCAGUGUGAUGAAGGGCAGGUUAUAUUAGUCUAUGGUGCUGAUUACGGACGCCGUGACCCCACCACAUGCUCUUACCAGCGACCUGCCUCUCAGAUCCAAAAUGUCGAGUGCUCGAGCCCUACAAGCAGAGUUGCUGAACGCUGUAACGGGGAAAACAGCUGUGCUAUCAGAGCGAGCAACUUAGUGUUUGGAGACCCCUGUGUCGGAACUUAUAAGUACCUGGAGGUGGCUUACACAUGUCAAUAUCCUGGGAAUUAAACAAAAUAGCACAAC